Messenger RNA from Lithohypha guttulata, 864 nucleotides. RefSeq lists its product as uncharacterized. NCBI's taxonomy places the organism in Eukaryota, Fungi, Ascomycota, Eurotiomycetes, Chaetothyriales, Trichomeriaceae. The record is from RefSeq and is a predicted model, not a curated record. Bases 1 to 864 code for a protein of 287 amino acids. The transcript has a single exon.
AUGUCCCAUCUCGCACAAGUUUCCGCAAGCCUGAUCAGACCCCAUCACAUUCCCUCGGCAGCAGAAGACAGCCACCAAUCCCCUCUACAAAACCCUAGAGUUCAUUUCCGUGAUGCCACAGAAUCUGAUAUCGACGACAUCACAACACUGAUCCUGGAUGCAUUUGGUCCGAACGAGGAACGGCAGUAUAUCCAGCCGCAGCGAAAACUGUACCCUCACUACGAGUGGCACUGCACGCGGGAGAUUAUCCGGGAGCAAUGGUCGCAGUCUAGCUGGAAUGGUACCUUUGCAAAGGUCGUUGCGGUCUCGGAUCAUAGUACUGAUGUCGAGAAGGAUGGGAGAAAGCGCGAUGAACGUGUCGUCGCUCUCGGCAUUUGGAAUAUCUAUCAUGGGGAUGGUAAGGUUACUUCGACCAUACUUGAUAGAAAGGGCCUGACACCAUUUUCAUCACUGGUCAACUCCAAUCCCACCACAUCCAGUAUACAAUUUCACGACAACGACGACGACAAACCACCAUUUAAUUGCUCCCUCAACCUCGCCAUGAACACGACUCGCGAAGAGGACUUCUUCAGGCAAUGGAACGAAGCCAAGCACAAACACAUCGACGAAGCCUAUGAAAAGCAACUCUACCUCAACGUCCUGUGCACGCAUCCGCAAUGGGAUGGACACGGCUUUGCGGCUAUGAAUUUGGAUUGGGGGACGAGCCUUGCACGAUCACUGGACCUACCAGUGACGUUGAUCGCGACACCUGCUGGAUAUCCGCUGUAUGAUUCUUAUGAAUUCGAGAGUGUCAGUAAUGUCUCGAUUUCGAAGCUUGAUGGGCUGGGGAGUCUGUGGUAUGAGGUUAUGAAAUAUUCUAGUUGA